CUCUUUCUUUCUUUCUUAUACACCUUCUUUGCAUUGUUAUUAACUUCCAAACUUCAAUGGGGGCUAGUUCUUUUACCCAAAAAAGAACCCCAUGAUGACACUGCAAAAAGCCAAAAGAAAUUCAAAAGCACUUAACAUGGUUCUGAGUCAACUUUUCAAAAUUCUGAUCCAAUUUUUGAAAAGUAGAGCAGAUAGGUCUCAUUUCUAAAACUGCAACACAAAGACCAAAACCAAACCAUCGUCACCUUCCUUCCUUCAAUGGUCCCUACAUCAUACAUCUCUCUUGUUGUUUAGUUCUUUCCUUCCCUCCAUUUUCUCUAUUGCGCUUCAUAUUCAAUUUCCACCUCAAACUGUUUAUGCCCACCACUUUUGAACUUCUCCACUAGCCUUUGGUUUUUUAUGCAUGCCCACUAACCAAUUUCAUUCCCAAAAGCUUAGUUGACCAUGAAAGUUUCAAGCUUUGACAACCCUUUGAGCUUUUCUUCUUAUCUCGCUUGAUGGGUCUUGUCUUGUGAUUUUGCUCACAGGGUCUUUUGUGGUGUUUGAGCUUCAUGGGGUUUCAGAGUUGAGCUCUGGUUUCUCGAAAGCUUGCACCUUUGAGCUGAUUGAAGCCUCUAUCUAGCUCAUUGGGUUCUUUCCUUUUUGGGUACCCUUGAGUCUAGAUUUGAAUUUUGGUGAAAGUGGGAGCUAUGGUUGCUGAAGCUUGGAUUGUGAAGAUGGGUAGGCAGGUGAGUGCUAAUCUCAAGCAUGCCCUUCUUCUUGAGCCUUCUGCAAAGAGAAAACAGGGUCCUAAAAGACAAGACAACAAGGUAAUGAUCGAAAUUCUGUCUUUUGAAGUAGCAAAUGUGAUGUCAAAAAUUGUUCACCUUCACAAGUCCUUGUCAGAGUCUGAGAUUACAAAGCUCAGGAAUGAGAUCUUGAACUCAGAGGGUGUUAGAAACCUUGUUUCCUCUGAGGAGGCUUAUCUUCUUGAGCUUGCUCGAGCAGAGAAGCUUGAGGAGUUGAACCGUGUUGCUAGUGUGGUUUCUAGGUUGGGGAAGAAGUGCUCUGUGCCUGCAUUGCAGGGUUUUGAGCAUGUUUAUGGGGACAUUGUUGGUGGGGUUAUUGAUGUGAAGGAAUUGGGUUUCUUAGUUAAGCAUAUGGAAGGAAUGGUGAGGAAACUGGAUAGGUAUGUUAGCACCACCAGGAAUUUGUACAGGGAAAUGGAGGUCUUGAAUCAAUUGGAGCAAGCGGUGAAGAAGCUUCAGCAUAGCCAGCACGAGGAGAGUAGAAGGGCGUUCGAGCAGAAACUCGCGUGGCAAAAGCAAGAUGUGAGGCAUCUGAAGGAGAUAUCACUCUGGAAUCAGACCUUUGAUAAGGUUGUUGAGUUGUUGGCCAGGACAGUUUGUACCAUUUAUGCUAGGAUCUGUAUGAUUUUUGGUGAUUCUGCUGGGAGGAAGCAUAGCCUUGGGCUUGGUGGAGGUUCACCACCAAUGCAAAAUGAAUGUGGAUUGAUGUCUCCCGGGAUUGAUUUUCAGAUGACUUCGGACAAGUUGAAACGCAAUCGUAGCAAGAAAAAUGGUUACCAAUUGAGUUCAACUAGGAGAGUUGCUGCUGAGACAAGGGGAGCUAUUAGUAGGACUCAUAUAGAUUUGAGGAGAGAAGAGUUAGCAUAUCUGCAAUUCGAAGAUCUUGGUUUUCCAUGUGGUACAAGUCCAGGGAGACUUUUCAUGGAAUGUCUAAGUUUAAGUAGCUCAGUUUCGAAUUUUGGUGAUGACGACGAUGGUGGUGGUUAUGUUAUUGAUCACGAGGAACAAUUUUGUCAAAUUCCUGGAAUUGGUAAUAGUGUGAAGAAAAGGGAGACCAUGUGCCUUUCUGGUGGUCUAAAUCAUGCUCAAACUGUCGUUCCUUCCACUGCUGGAGAUCCAAGACAAGUCAGGUCCGGUGUUCAAAGUUGCUCAGCAUUCGGUCCCAAGAGCGGAUUAGCUGUUUAUGCUCCUCCUUCCACUCUUGGAGGCUGUGCUCUUGCAUUGCACUAUGCCAAUGUCAUCAUUGUCAUAGAAAAAUUGCUUAGCUAUUCACAUUUAGUUGGGGAUGAAGCUAGGGAUGAUCUAUAUCAGAUGCUUCCGACGAGCUUAAGGUUAUCUCUGAAGGCUAAACUCAGGACCUAUGUCAAGAACUUGGCCAUAUAUGACGCCCCUCUCGCCCAUGAGUGGAAGGUGAAGCUUGACUCGAUACUUAGGUGGCUUUCUCCACUUGCGCAUAGUAUGAUCAGAUGGCAAAGUGAAAGGAAUUUCGAGCAACACCAAAUCGUUAGCAAGACUAAUGUGCUGCUAUUUCAGACAUUAUACUUUGCUGAUAGGGGAAAGACAGAGGAUGCUAUGUGUGAGCUUCUUAUCGGAUUGAAUUACAUAUGUCGCUACGAACAACAACAAAAUGCUUUACUGGGUUGUGCAAGCAGUUUUGAUUUUGAAGAUUGCAUGCGGCGGCAAUUGCGGUGUGGUGCAUCUUUUCUCAAUUGAAUACAGUCUUGAUGUUGUAAUCUUCAAAAUGGUGAGCAUUUCCUUAAUUAUACUACCAUAGAAGUCAUCAUUUUGAUACAACAUGAAGUUCUGAACUUUGUACAUUGAGGACUAACAUUGUUGAAGAUUUGGAUAGUGUAGUAGUAUUCAAUUGCAAUUGUACUCAUGCUGAAUUUGUACUCAUCAAGUAUAUAAGCAGUGAAAUCUAUAAAAUGGGCAGAAAAGUUCAUGCUGAA
Messenger RNA from Lotus japonicus, 2737 nucleotides. RefSeq names its product protein PSK SIMULATOR 1-like. The record is from RefSeq and is a predicted model, not a curated record. NCBI's taxonomy places the organism in Eukaryota, Viridiplantae, Streptophyta, Magnoliopsida, Fabales, Fabaceae. The transcript has a single exon. Bases 690 to 2501 code for a protein of 603 amino acids. Gene Ontology annotation, biological process: positive regulation of growth.